This is a messenger RNA of Bursaphelenchus xylophilus (pine wood nematode), 384 nucleotides long. Lineage: Eukaryota; Metazoa; Nematoda; Chromadorea; Rhabditida; Aphelenchoididae. The record is from the annotation of a GenBank genome assembly.
AUGUCUGGACGUGGAAAGGGUGGAAAAGCCAAGACCGGAGGCAAAGCCAAGUCGCGCUCCUCUCGCGCCGGACUCCAGUUCCCCGUGGGUCGUCUGCACCGUAUCCUCCGCAAGGGCAACUACGCUCAGCGUGUCGGAGCCGGAGCUCCCGUCUACCUCGCCGCCGUCUUGGAGUACCUCGCCGCCGAAGUCCUCGAGUUGGCCGGAAACGCCGCUCGUGACAACAAGAAGUCGAGAAUCAACCCUCGCCAUCUUCAGUUGGCCGUCAGAAACGACGAGGAGCUGAACAAGUUGUUGGCCGGAGUCACCAUCGCUCAAGGUGGUGUCCUCCCCAACAUCAACGCCGUCCUUCUGCCCAAGAAGACCGCCGACAGCCAGGCCUAA